CUGACUGGUUCUGCUGCUUCAACUUCAUCUAUUCUAACCUAGUAGGCGCCAUGUCGCUAGCUUUAGAAAACGCCCAGGCCCAAUGGCUCGAGCAGCUUGACGCUAUGCGCAAAGCUAUAGCCGACUUAGAUCUCUCUGCUGCUGAGUGUGGCCCUGCCUAUGGAGAUGACCUGAAUCUGGACGACGAUGACUUUUCUGGAGUGGCUAGUGGUGACGAUGUCUGGGACGUCAUUAGCGAUGAAUAUGAAGAAGAAUACAGCAGCGAUAACCUUGACGACGAUGUCGGCAGGCAUGCUGGUGGAGGGCUCUAUGACCAACUGUGGUUGGCCGACCGUUGCUCCAUUGUUGCAGGGAGAAGCUCUGGCUUAGAUGCAAACGCCUUGAAGGCGCAGAUCCUAGCGAUCCUGGCCAGCGAUAGUAACAACGAGGAGCUGCAAAUGAUGCUUGCAGACAUUGUUGGAUACGACGAGUUAGACCUUGUCGCUGAUCUGAUUGCACACCGACGCGACAUUACCACGUCACCGCCUGUGCCUGUCUCAAAGAACGGAGUCAUAGGCCGGCUGCAGACGCGAGAGGAGAGGGAAGAAGCCCUCCAGAGGCAAGACUACGAACACAAGCAUGCCUCGCUUGCACCGAGACUCAAUCGCGAGGGCCCUCAAUACCCGCAUGUCUAUCGAACUCACGAAGCGGGAAAUAAGCUCUCAGCUUACGGCAAGAAAUAUGCCCUUCCUCCGGAUAGCAAGCAUGAAGACCAUCAAACCUACGAAGAGCACACAAUUCCAGCUGCUCCUGUGGGAACGAUCGGUGCCGGCCGCAAGCUCGUCGAGAUCAAAGACAUGGACGGUCUUUGCAAACGAACCUUCAAGGGUUACAAGUCUCUGAACAGAAUGCAGAGUUUGGUCUACCCCGUCGCAUAUUCAACCAGUGAAAAUAUGCUUAUCUGUGCCCCUACUGGAGCCGGUAAGACUGAUGCCGCAAUGCUGACGAUACUGAAUGUCAUUGCCAAAAACCUCGUUCCAAAUCCGAUCGAUGAACCCGAUGCCACCAACUUCACUGUCCUUACCGAAGACUUCAAGAUAAUAUAUGUUGCGCCCAUGAAGGCUCUUGCCGCCGAGAUCACAGGGAAGCUUGGAAACCGUCUAGCAUGGCUCGGUAUUCAGGUUCGCGAACUUACCGGAGAUAUGCAUCUCACCAAGGCGGAAAUAGUACAGACUCAGAUCAUCGUCACAACCCCAGAGAAGUGGGAUGUUGUCACACGCAAAAGUACCGGAGACACUGAGCUUGUUCAAAAAGUUCGCCUGCUCAUUAUCGAUGAAGUGCAUAUGCUCCAUGAUGAGCGCGGCGCGGUUUUAGAGAGUUUGGUCGCGAGAACUCAGAGACAGGUGGAGAGCACACAAUCGUUAAUUCGCAUCGUCGGCUUGUCUGCAACCCUCCCGAACUAUGUGGAUGUAGCCGAUUUCCUGAGAGUCAACAAGAUGGCUGGAUUAUUCUACUUUGACGCCUCCUUCCGGCCAGUACCACUUGAACAGCACUUUGUUGGAAUUAAAGGGAAACCCGGAACUGCUAAGGCAAGGGAAAACAUGGAACAAGUGGCUUUCGACAAAGUCGCAGACAUGCUCAAAUUAAGUCAUCAAGUUAUGGUCUUCGUCCAUUCCCGAAAAGAUACUGUCAAGACAGCGAGGAAUCUUUACGAGAAAGCUGUCGAUCAGCAGCUUUCGGACCUAUUCGAUCCUACUCUCCACCCGCGUUACGAUCAGGCCUUACGAGACAUGAAGCAAUCCAAAGGGCGGGAACUUCGCGAGUUGCUCCCAAAAGGAAUAGGCACGCAUCAUGCGGGUAUGCCCCGCUCAGACCGAAACCUCAUUGAACGACUUUUUGCCGAGGGGGUUCUUAAAGUUCUCUGCUGUACGGCGACUCUAGCCUGGGGUGUCAACUUGCCGGCCGCGGCCGUUAUCAUUAAGGGCACGCAGGUUUACAAUGCGCAGGAAGGUCGUUUUACUGACCUUGGAAUCCUGGAUGUCUUGCAGAUUUUUGGCCGUGCUGGCCGUCCGCAGUUCCAGGAUACUGGCAUUGGUUUUAUCUGCACGAUGCAUGACCGGCUUGACCACUAUCUUCGAGCUGUGACCGAGCAGCAGCCGAUUGAGUCUCGGUUCUCGACGAAACUUGUGGACAACCUCAACGCAGAAAUCUCGCUAGGAACUGUCUCCACUGUGCAAGAAGCAGUGCAAUGGCUUGGCUAUUCUUACCUUUUCGUCCGGAUGCAGAAGAGCCCGCUCAAUUAUGGAAUUGAGUGGGCAGAGAUACGGGAUGAUCCGCAACUUGUUCAACGGAGACGCAAGUUGGUCAUCGACGCUGCACGGGUAUUGCAAAAGAGCCAGAUGGUGAUUUUCAACGAAGUCACAGAGGAUCUACGCUCUAAGGACGUUGGUCGCAUCGCUAGUCAAUACUAUGUUCAGCAAUCCAGUAUUGAGAUCUUCAAUUCCUUGAUGAGGCCACGGGCAUCAGAGGCUGAUGUUCUCGCCAUGAUCAGUAUGAGCGGAGAAUUUGACAACAUCCAAUCCCGAGACACUGAGGAGAAGGAGCUUUUCCGACUCAAAGAUGAAGGGUAUGUGGCCACAGACGUAAAAGGUGGUAUCGAUACGCCCCAUGGGAAGACGAACAUCCUUCUGCAAUCACACAUUUCCCGCGCUCGACUGGAAGACUACACCCUUGUGUCCGAUACGAACUAUAUCACGCAAAAUGCUACCCGGAUUUGUCGUGCUCUUUUUAUGAUUGCUCUCAACCGACGCUGGGGCUAUCAGUGUCUUGUUUUGCUCAGCAUCUGUCAAUCAAUUGAGCGACAAAUAUGGCCAUUUGAGCACCCUUUGCAUCAAUUUGAUCUUCCGCAGCCAGUAUUGCGAAACCUCGACGAGAAGAGCGCCAUUUCAUCAGUCGAAGCUCUGCGCGAUAUGGAGCCUGCGGAAAUCGGACAGCUUGUCCACAACCAUAAAAUGGGAAACGUCAUCUCCAAGCUGCUAGACAACUUUCCAACAUUGAGCGUCGAAGCCGAAAUAGCACCCUUGAAUAGGGAUGUACUCCGUAUCCAACUAUUUCUCACUCCGGACUUUCGGUGGAACGACCGUCACCAUGGAACCUCCGAAUCGUACUGGAUCUGGGUCGAGAAUUCGGAGACCUCAGAGAUAUAUCACUCCGAAUACUUUAUCUUAUCGAGAAGAAAGCUGUAUGAUGACCAUGAGCUGAAUUUCACAAUUCCUCUCACAGAUCCACUUCCUUCGCAAAUCUAUGUUCGUGUUGUGUCCGAUCGCUGGUUAGGCGCAGAGACAGUGCAUCCUGUGUCUUUCCAGCAUCUUAUUCGACCUGAUACAGAAAGCGUAUACACCGACUUGUUAAAUCUACAACCAUUGCCGAUUUCGGCACUCAAGAACACCCUUCUUGAGGAACUGUACGCCAAACGUUUCCAGUACUUCAAUCCCAUGCAAACACAAAUUUUUCAUUGCUUAUAUCACACUCCGGCAAAUGUUCUCCUAGGAUCUCCUACAGGGAGUGGAAAGACUGUUGCCGCAGAACUUGCCAUGUGGUGGGCGUUCCGAGAAAAACCAGGCUCUAAAGUGGUAUACAUUGCUCCCAUGAAAGCUCUUGUUCGCGAACGAGUGCAUGACUGGGGGAAACGUCUUGCAGUCCCAAUGGGGUUGAAGCUUGUUGAGUUGACAGGCGAUAACACUCCGGAUACUCGUACUAUCCGCGAUGCAGAUAUCAUCAUUACUACGCCUGAGAAGUGGGACGGCAUCAGCCGAAGCUGGCAGACGCGUGGUUAUGUUCGACAAGUCGGCUUAGUCAUUAUUGAUGAAAUUCACCUGCUUGGCGGUGACCGUGGACCGAUUCUCGAAAUUAUUGUCUCCAGGAUGAACUAUAUUGCUUCACAAAGCAAAGGAUCUGUCCGGCUUCUUGGCAUGUCAACUGCUUGCGCGAAUGCUACCGAUCUUGGAAACUGGCUUGGCGUAAAGGAAGGGUUGUUUAAUUUCCGGCAUUCAGUCCGCCCGGUGCCGCUGGAAAUUUUCAUUGAUGGCUUCCCGGAACAGCGAGGCUUCUGUCCGCUUAUGCAAAGCAUGAACCGGCCGACCUUCCUUGCAAUCAAGUCUCACUCUCCAGAGAAGCCAGUCAUUGUCUUCGUUGCUUCCCGGAGACAGACUCGACUUACAGCUCGAGACUUGAUAAACUUCUGCGGUAUGGAGGACAACCCGCGGCGCUUCCUACACAUGCCGGAAGACGACCUUGCCCUUUAUCUAUCGCGGGCUAAAGAUGAUGCACUCCGUGAAGCUCUUAGCUUUGGUAUCGGUCUUCACCAUGCUGGUUUGGUGGAAUCUGAUCGCCAACUGUCCGAAGAGCUCUUCGCAAAUAACAAGAUUCAGAUACUGAUUGCUACUAGUACGCUAGCUUGGGGUGUUAAUCUUCCUGCUCAUUUGGUUGUCGUGAAGGGGACUCAAUUCUUCGACGCAAAGACCGAAGGGUAUAAAGACAUGGAUCUUACAGAUGUUCUUCAAAUGCUGGGUCGUGCAGGUCGCCCGCAGUUCGACUCCUCAGGGAUUGCUCGCAUCUUUACUCAGGAUGCUAAGAAGGAAUUCUACAAGCACUUCUUACACACUGGGUUCCCCGUUGAGUCAUCCUUACAUAAAGUUCUCGACAACCAUCUUGGCGCAGAAAUAUCCGCGGGAACGAUUGCUACUAAGCAGGACGCACUUGACUACCUGACUUGGACAUUCUUCUUCCGGCGAUUGCACAAGAACCCAUCAUACUACGGACUCGAGAUAUCGGCUGAAGAGCACAAUACCAUUGCCGCACAAACUUUAGCGAAUGAUUACAUGGUCGAAUUGGUCGAGACUUCAUUGAAAGAGCUCGCCAAAUCGUCAUGCAUCUCUAUACGCGGUACUGGUGACAUUGACUCGACGGCAUUAGGUAAGAUCAUGAGUUAUUACUACCUCUCUCACAAGACUAUUCGGCACCUGGUCAAGUACGCCAAGCGUGACGCAACAUUCUCCGACGUCUUAUCCUGGGUCUCGCACGCUAUCGAAUAUGACGAGCUUCCUGUUCGCCACAAUGAAGACCUUAUUAACGCAGAGAUGUCGGCUGCUCUUCCGCUCAAAGCUGAUGACUUCGGCUUGCCCAUGUGGGAUCCCCACGUUAAAGCCUACUUGCUGCUCCAAGCGCAUUUCUCUCGGAUCGACCUGCCAAUAUCCGACUAUGUGGGGGAUCUAAACAGCGUCCUUGAUCAGAGUAUUCGUAUCGUACAAGCAAGCAUAGAUGUGCUGACUGAGCUGGGAUAUUUUUCGAGCUGCGAAAUGAUGAUUACGUUACUCCAGUGCAUUAAAUGCGCGCGUUGGCCGACCGAUGGACCUUUGGCUAUCUUUCCAGGCGUUGAUAUCGAGAAGGAGAAGAAGAGAAUGGAACACCCGAAAGCUACCCCGAAGUCCUUGGUCGAGGCUACAACUACCCCAAACGCCGUCCUCGAGACAGCCGCGCGUUUCGCAGGAGUGAAACCCGAAGCAACGAAACGGUUCCUAGAACCAGCCGGGCGCUUACCAAGCAUCAAUGUCGACGCACGGGACAUAAAUGCCACCAAUAUUUCCGUUCAACUCUCUCGCGUUAACGUAGCGCGCAUGACCGCCGGUGGCGUACGGAUUUUCGCACCGAGGUAUCCAAAGCCGCAGACUGAGGGCUUCUUUGUCGUUCUUAGUUACCCUAGUAGCGAUGAGAUGAUAGCUUUGAAACGCGUGGGCUGGAACACGGCUGCUAGAGGAAAUACAACUAGCACGAGACUGCAGGCUAUAGCCAAGAUAAACUUGCCAGAAGACACCCAGGGGAAGAAACUUGAUGUUACAGUCCUAAGCGAUGCAUAUAUUGGUAUGAAGUGGAAAGAAGAGGGUGUGGAUGUCCCAAAGGUGCCGGUCGUAGAGGAUGGGAAGGUCAAGGGGAAGGGAGGCUGUGACUAAUUAGUUGGGACUGUGCUUUUCCUUUGAUGCUGGAAAUCUUCCGGGUGAGGGCGGGGACGUCAUAAUCUUGGUUUCAGGCCAUUCAAUCGAACGAAUAUUUGAUUAAGCAAUCAUGAUAUUCAUACCUUAGAUACGGAGAGCCUAUUGAGCUUUCAUCUCGGUGGCAGCCAGUUCUUCCUGGCUCCUAGAACAUUGCAGAUGAUAAGCUCCGAUCCAGACGCUCGAUGGUGAAUGUAUAGGACACAUUCCAUAGUACUUUCGUACAAUACUUUGCAC
Lindgomyces ingoldianus is the source of this 6263-nucleotide messenger RNA. RefSeq names its product Sec63-domain-containing protein. Gene Ontology annotation, molecular function: ATP binding; nucleic acid binding; ATP hydrolysis activity. The record is from RefSeq and is a predicted model, not a curated record. NCBI's taxonomy places the organism in Eukaryota, Fungi, Ascomycota, Dothideomycetes, Pleosporales, Lindgomycetaceae. Bases 51 to 5987 code for a protein of 1978 amino acids. The transcript is spliced from 2 exons.